AUGCUCUGCGACGAUGCUUUAUGCCACGCCGAUCGUCGCGGGCCGCUCCGGCCUCGCCGCAAGCGCCUGGGGCGGCGCCAAAGCGACGCGCCUCAGCCAGGUUGUCUCGCUUCGCAGGCCGAGAUCAAGAGGGUCAAGUCUAAUGCCUCCUUGCCGGGGAAACCCGUCAAGUCCACGACGAAGAAGAGCAAGUACUUUGAAACCGGGAACUCCGAGGAAGAAGAGUCACCGUCCAGCGAAUCCGGUGGAGAUGAGUCGGACUCUGCUUAUGAAGAAGACAAGGCCUCCGAUGCGUUGUCCGAGGACGACUCGGUGCCGGAAGAGGCCAGCGACAGCGAAGAGGACUCGAAAAAGUCUCAUCCGAAAGGGAAGCGGGCUCGUAGCACUGCCACGGACGAGGAUCUUCUCAAGGGCAAAGAGCUCUGGCGCGAGGGCGUGCGAACUGGGUUGGGACCCGGAAAGGAGGUGUUUAUCCCCAAGCCCAAGGCGCGAGACCCCGGCAACGUGCCAUACCAGGAUGAGGUGUUGCACCCCAACACCAAGCUGUUCCUGCAGGAUCUGGCGAAGAAUAACGAUCGCGAAUGGCUCAAAGCGCAUGACCCUGAUUACCGCGCGGCAAAGAAGGAUUUUGAGACCUUCGUUGAGACCUUGACCACCAAGAUCACAGAGAAGGACGGCACUAUUCCUGAACUGCCGGUGAAAGAUCUGGUAUUCCGCAUUCACCGCGACAUCCGCUUCAGCAAAAAUCCACUUCCGUACAAGAUUCAUUUCUCGGCUGCGUGGUCUCGGACGGGCAAGAAAGGCCCCUAUGCAGCAUACUAUGUCCAUUUCCAGCCUGGCGCUUGUUUUGUCGGCUGCGGCCUUUGGCACCCAGAGGCUGACCCAUUGGGGACACUUCGAGAGGACAUCGACGUGAAUGCAGAUCGCUGGAAGGCAGUUCUUCGGGCGCCGGCCCUGCGCCGCGAGUUUCUGAAAGGAGCGUCCGAUGACGACGAUGCGGUCGUAAAAGCUUUUGCUCAUGCCAACAGGGAAUCGGCCCUGAAGACUAAACCUAAGGGCUACAAUGCAGACAACGAGAACAUUCAAUUGCUCCGUCUACGGAGCUUCACUCUCGGACGGCCCGUCUCGGACGAAGAAAUGCUGGCUGCGGAUGCGCAGGACCGGAUCGUCGCGCUCAUCGAAGUCAUGGAGCCUUUUGUGACGUAUCUCAACAGCGUGGUGAUGCCCGAUCAGUAG
Messenger RNA from Penicillium cataractarum, 1236 nucleotides. Its product is annotated as DUF2461 domain-containing protein. Lineage: Eukaryota; Fungi; Ascomycota; Eurotiomycetes; Eurotiales; Aspergillaceae. The transcript has 9 exons. The coding region runs from base 1 to 1236 and encodes 411 amino acids. The record is from RefSeq and is a predicted model, not a curated record.